AAACGGAGAACCAAACAGUCCGAAUUUCGAUAGAAACAAAGCCAACAAUUCUUUUGAUCUCAACAAACAAGCAGCCACGAAAGAUGGCAAUUCGAGUAUAAAACAAGAAGCAGUUCAUCAGUCCCUGAAUCUUGAGCACUUGCCCUUUCACGCACACACUCCUAGUGCUCACUCUCUCUCUCUCUCUCUGCGUGUUCUUUCUUCUUGUUGAACAAGCAGCCAUGGCCUCUAUUUCAGGAGCUUCGAUCUCCAUGACUUCUUUCUCAAGGUCCUCCAAGCUUACCUUCCUGACACCAAGCAAUGGUAUCUCAAGUCUGAGGUCGGUUUCACUUCCCAUUAGAGGAAGGAGCAUCCCCUCUCUUAGGUUGCAAAAGGGAGCAUCUCAUUUCCGCGUUUCCUGUGUGCAGGCUAAACCAGAGACGUUGGACAAAGUGUGUGAAAUUGUGAGGAAUCAGCUAGCACUAUCAGCUGACGCUGUUGUCAAUGCAGAUUCGAAAUUUGCUGUAUUGGGAGCCGAUUCUCUUGACACGGUUGAGAUCAUAAUGGGACUUGAGGAGCAAUUUGGAAUCAGCGUGGAAGAAGAAAGAGCCCAGAGUAUUAGAACUGUUCAAGAUGCUGCAGAUCUCAUUGAGGAUCUUCUUGAGAAAAAAUAGUACUUAAAAGUGGUAUAAAGACAUGGUAGUCCUAUAUUUUAAUGUCUUUUUUUGGGGGGGUGGGGGAGUGGGGCGGUUGCCGUUUUAGCGAACCGAAAAUAACCCACCAAGGGUUUUGUUGAAUUUCCUUUUUAUAUAAGUUAUGUGCCUCUCAGGUAGAACUUGCAAGUGAAGCCUGGAAUUGUUAUGUUAACAGUUAAAUAUAUUAUAAGCAUGUGAUUUUGCAAAA
Molecule: messenger RNA, 882 nt
Organism: Manihot esculenta (cassava)
Lineage: Eukaryota; Viridiplantae; Streptophyta; Magnoliopsida; Malpighiales; Euphorbiaceae
Product: acyl carrier protein 1, chloroplastic
Exons: 4
Coding region: 222-653 (143 amino acids)
Biological process (GO): fatty acid biosynthetic process
Molecular function (GO): phosphopantetheine binding; acyl carrier activity
Source: RefSeq, a predicted model, not a curated record